AUGGCUUGCAGAAAUUUGGAAAAGGCUGAAGCAGCUGCUGAAGAAAUUCGCCAAAAGACUGCAGUUGAUCCCAGUCUUGUGUCCAUUGUACAAUUGGACCUUAGUGAUUUGGAUUCGGUUCGAAACUGUAGCCGGAAAAUUUAUGCAUCUGAAUCAAGACUUGAUGUUUUGAUAAACAAUGCUGGUCUUGGCAUAGGGCCCGUUAAAACUGCUAAACAAGGUUAUGAAUACACAUUUGCAGUCAACCAUCUUGGACAUUUUCUUCUUACUCAUCUCCUCCUUGGUUUGCUUAAAAAAUCCAGUCCAAGUCGAAUAAUCAAUGUCAGCUCCGUACGUCACAAGAAUAUGACCAGAACACUGGACUUUAGUCGAGAACCAAAACUAGGAUCUGACAUGAAAUAUCCUGGACUUUUUGGUUAUGAUGCAAGUAAACUUGCCCAAAUCCUCCAUACAAAUGUCUUGGCUAAACAACUUAAGGAACAUGGCGUUGUUGCUAACAGCAUGCACCCAGGAUAUGUGUCAUCUGGAAUUUGGUAUAGAGACAGUCACAACAAGUUUGCCAUCAUAUUUACGAGAUUGUUUGGUUUGUUGUCUACAAUCAUUGGACGAACUUCAGAAGAUGGAGCUAAAACUGUGAUUUACAUGGCUGCAGACCCUGCCCUGGAAAAAGUCUCGGGGCAGUAUUUUGAAAAUGUGGCAAUAUCUAAUCAGCUUUCAGCUUUUGCUAAGGAUCCAGAACUAGCUCAAAAAAUGUGGGAUGUUUCAAGUGAGAUGUGUGGACUGACCAAAAAAGUGGAAUAG
Messenger RNA from Acanthosepion pharaonis, 801 nucleotides. The record is from the annotation of a GenBank genome assembly. NCBI's taxonomy places the organism in Eukaryota, Metazoa, Mollusca, Cephalopoda, Sepiida, Sepiidae.